AUGACAAACCCAGAUAAGAUAUGGAAGGCCACACUGGAGGAGCCCAGUGGCCAGGCCAGUGCCGGGCCAGCCAGUGGAGGCAUCGGAGGCGAGGACCAAUGCCCGACUGGGAAGAGGGGUGGUGCGGAUGAGCGCAAGGCAUCUGGUACGAGCCUGUACGGCAGUAGACCACAUCCGCGGGGAGAAGGCCGAAGUAGAGGGGGAGGAACCGCUUGCGGGGAUUCGAGGGAGAUGGCCAGGGGAAGGAGGAAGAGGGCGGAUGUCGGCAUGGAUGGAGAUGAGGAUCGGAGGAGGAGGAGGAGGCUGGGUGAUCGACAGGUGAGCAGGCACGGGUCGGCAGAGAGGGCGCAGUGGGUCACGUGCAUGGUCACGUGCCCAAGGAGCACAGUGUCCCCUGACACCGACGCUGCAGCGCUCAAAAAGCUCAAGAGGAUUGACGCUGGGAAACAUCGCCGAGCACCGCGUCAUCAGCCCAGCUCGUCGAGGAAGAAGAUGUCGUGGAUUUGGACGGUGCCUGGAGCAGGAGAGGGCGAGGAGGAGAGUCUGCACGACUCUAUCCGUGUAGAAUGGACCCGUGCUAAGGCAAGGAAGGAGCGGUGGGAGGAGGAGGUCAAGCUCAUUCGGGAGGAAAUGCGGCGGGUUCUUCGGAGCUUGGCGUGGGAGGUGUCAACGUGGCAACAGCGGGCGGUGAUGGAACGGAGCGAUCUAGACCCGGUGACAGCAAUGGGCGCAUCAGCAUAUGCGGCAAAGCAAGCAAGCUUGUAUGCGCGCCUCUCCGUCCACUUCAAAAACCGUUUUAGUAUGUCUCUUGGGGAGGCUGCGAGAUAUGCGGAGAGUACAGAUGUAGACUACGAGGGCGUGCCAAGGUUGUUCCAGGAAUAG
Molecule: messenger RNA, 882 nt
Organism: Mycena citricolor
Lineage: Eukaryota; Fungi; Basidiomycota; Agaricomycetes; Agaricales; Mycenaceae
Source: the annotation of a GenBank genome assembly